UCGAUCUGAGUUCAGUUUUCUUUUUUUCUCUUUUGUUUGAUUUUUGUGAUUUUUGCACUGAAAUCUUUCAUUUCUCACCAAACCGCAAACUCAAACUUGCAGCCAGAAUUAACUUCUACGCGCUUCGAGAUUUUUCAAAAAAUGUCAGCAAAGCGACGUGCGCUCGAUGAAGACGAGCAUGUCUUUGAGAGCAGUAGCAACACAAACGCAGCAAUGAGCACGAGCGACGCGACAGACGCGCCCAACGCAGCCAACGGACUGCGAAAGAAGGCGCGGCUGUCAGGUGCGGAGCUCCAAGAAGGAGCGCGGGGAGAAGAUUCACGGACAUUUUCAGUGUCCACCACGAGCUCCACCAGCAGCAACAGCAGCAACAGCAGCAACAGCAGCAAUCACAGCAACAGCAACAGCAACAACACCAGCAACAGCAUAAAGUCGCCGUUCGAAGACGACUCGCAAACGUCUGGAAAUGGCCGGCUUGGCGCGCAGAGCCAAGACUUUACUUUCAACGGUCGGCCGACCAGCCCCAGCGGCUCCACCGGCCCUGCACACACCUCCACGCCGUCGGCUUUGGUGGCUGCCGGUGCCACGCACUCACCCAACAAUGACACCUCAUUUGCGGCUGACGUGUCCGACGCCGGCGCGGGUGCGGAAGACCUGAGCCAUAGCUCGGAGCGCGAAAGUGAUGACGCAAGCUCAAAAGAACGCCAAGAAGCACUGCACUCUGCGCCUGCCUCUGCGCCUGCCUCUGCCUCCGCUGCCGCCGACCACCAGGACCACCACACCGUGACCGCAUUGGCAGGUCCGUUGCAUGCGGCUGGGGAGUUGCGGGACGCAAUGAGCUCGGAGCGCCACGCCGACACUAUUCUCGCUCAGACACACCAGACGAGCGACAGCAGCAGCAGCGGGAAUGACCCAGCCAAUGACGCUGCCUUUGCACUCAUGCCACGGCCAUUGUCGGAGCAACAGACCCACCAGCAGGUCGCCUAUCCCGGCAAAGUCGAGGCCGACAACGAGGAGGAAGAAGAGGAGGAGGAGGACGACGAUGAGGAUGAGCUGGACGCGGACGACGACGAUGACGUUCAUCUUUCGCACACCCGAUUCACCGCUUCCUCCUCUGCCUCAUCGACCGUCUCGUCGUCGCCAAGCCCGAGCCACGCAUCGCAGUCGCCGGUUUCUGCUCACUCGGCAGCGUCGUCGUCGUCGCCCCGGGUGGCGCCACCGGCAGCGUACAUUUCGGCGUCCUCGUCUGUUGUUCAGCCACAUUCGCAGCAUCCGCGUUUGGCAAUGGAUGGCGCAACACGAGCCAAUUCUGUGAAUCUUCAAAAUCACCCGGCGUUGCUCGGAUCGGCUGCAUCUGCCAACAACCGACGUGGGUCGAGUGGCUCUACCUCUUCCAAUGCAUCGCUUGCUUCGCUUGUGCACACGGUGCGACCUGCAGCGGCGGCUGCAUCACACGCGGUGAGCGCGCAGGCGGGAUCCGGUUCGAACACCGGGUUGUUGCCGUCAGCCAAGAAGCACAACUACAACCCCAAGCCCUGUCCCAUCUGCAACCAGGUCUUUAGCACGUCGAGCAACAUGAAGCGACACUACAAGCACCAGCACAUGCAUGGCGAAAGCGCGCCCAAGCUGCCUCCUGCACCUCGUCGCACAGCGGCAAGUGUUGCGGCUGCUGCGGCUGCUGCUGCUGCUGCUGCUGCUUCGAAUGCGUCUUCGAGUGCUCCCGCUGCCACCUCAGCUGCCGGAUCCGCAACACGCGCACACCAUCAGCAAGUGCCGCUCCAAACGACGGUGUCGUCUUUCGUGCCAGCACCUGCCACAAGCCGCGUGUCUGCACCUGUGCCCGUUGUUGUGCCAAUGACUACCCAUCCGCUGCCGACCGAGGAUGCCUUCACAAGCAUGAAGGCGUUGGCUGCCGUGUCCUCGGCCAUGGUUCCGACCGACAUUUCAGCCCCCCUGCCGAUGGUGCCGUCCUCGCGCCCUGAUCUUCCAGACCGCGCGUCCAGCAUUUUCUCCCCCGCCUGGCGCCACACCCUCUCGCAGAUUAUCGAGCACGAGUUGGGGGUGGUUCAGCACGAGCGCGAGUUGGAGCACCCGCAGCAGCCUGCCAUGUACCACGCAUACCAGCACCCGUACUACCACCCGCAGCAGUACCAGCAGCAGCAGCAGCAGCAGCAGCAGCAACAUCAACAACAGCACCAUCAGCAACAACACAUUUACGCGUCCCCUCACCCAACAAGUGCCCAACAGCAGCUCGCUGGGCUGCCGUACCGCAACUACUACCACCAUGCUCCGCAUCAGCACGUCCCACAGCAUGCACCCCACGCAAUGCAGCUUGUGGCAAACAAGCACCAUGGGAUGGAAGAGCAGCACCACGAGGCUGUGCACGCCAACGACGAGUACAGCUCGCCACCUGCGUUCUCGCCCGUGUUGACACAGAUUGCCAACAUGUCGUCGCCCCCUCAGGACCACACCCCAUUGAGCGAAUGGAACUCGCCGUAUGGAGCUGCUCAGAGCGACGAGGCUCCUCUCACGCCACGCUCCCACAAGAGCAUGACGCAUCACGCCGAAGUUCGCCGCUCGUGUCCUCUGUGUGCCACCGUGUUUGAUGGCAAAUUGGCCAUGAUUGAGCACUACCGCUCUGCGCACGAGCGCAGUGGUCCUGUGUCGUGCCUUUCGUGCAAUCGCGAGCUGGACUCGACUGCCACACUCCAGCGGCAUCUGGCGGAAGAGCACCACGACUUUGACACGCGCUUUGCCUGCCCAAGCUGCUCGCAGGUCUUCUCGGCCGACUUGACGCUCAACACCCACAUUUUGACAAUGCAUGGUGUGCCUUCAGGAAUGCCAGUCCCAUCAGGCAUGCCAGUCCCGCACGUCCUGAUGAUUCCUCAACAUCACGUCCUGUAACCACCCCCCUCAUCAACUCACCCGCAAACUACACAAGGCUCUUCACCGUGUCUUCUAGUUUCCUCCAAUCCUUGCUUUUAUUUAAGCGUCUUGCGAUAAGGCGCCUUUUCAAUGGUUUGGAUUUGUUCCUCGUUUGUUUUCGAUUGUACUACUAGUUUUUGUUCCUUUUUGUUGGUCUUUCGUGCAUAUUUGCCUGUGUAUUGUUUUUUUCGGGAUGGAGCUUAUUUUUUUGCUCAGUCCUUUCAAAAACCGCUUUUGUAACUCUUGUACAGUAUUGAUUGAUUUACCUUCAUUCAAAUAAAAAAACACAAAACUGGUACCAAC
This is a messenger RNA of Capsaspora owczarzaki ATCC 30864, 3228 nucleotides long. RefSeq lists its product as hypothetical. Lineage: Eukaryota; Filasterea; Ministeriida; Capsasporidae. The transcript has a single exon. The record is from RefSeq and is a predicted model, not a curated record. The coding region runs from base 142 to 2904 and encodes 920 amino acids.